This is a messenger RNA of Thunnus maccoyii (southern bluefin tuna), 2298 nucleotides long. RefSeq names its product protein NLRC3-like. The record is from RefSeq and is a predicted model, not a curated record. The transcript has 5 exons. Lineage: Eukaryota; Metazoa; Chordata; Actinopteri; Scombriformes; Scombridae. Gene Ontology annotation, molecular function: protein binding. The coding region runs from base 1 to 2298 and encodes 765 amino acids.
AUGGGGCUGUCAGUAAAGAAGGUGGGAGGAGCAAACAGACAGAGAGCAGAGUCUCCAGUGUCCAGCCGUCUCUCUAUGAAGAGCGACUGGUCCAACAAUGAACCUCCAGAUUUCAAAAGUGGUGUGCAGGAGGUCUUAGAUGAACAUAAGAUCAGUCUGAGGAAGAGAUGUGAAAGUGUGACUGAAGAAAAUGAUGAAACAGGAAGUGGAACCCUCCUCAACAGGAUCUACACUGAGCUCUACAUCACAGAGGGACAGAGUGAGGAGGUUAAUACCCAACAUGAGGUGAGGCAGCUUGAAAAAACUUCCAAGAUGAAGACCCUCCAUGACACUCCAAUCAAGUGCCACGACAUCUUUAAAGCCUUACCUGACCAACAGAAACACAUCAGAGUCGUUCUGACGAACGGCGUUGCUGGCAUUGGAAAAACCUUCUCAGUGCAGAAGUUCACUCUGGACUGGGCAGAGGGCUCGAAAAACCAAGAUGUCAGUCUGGUGAUUCUGCUUUCAUUCAGGGAGCUGAACUUGAUCAAAGAUGAGCAGUACAGUCUCCUCAUGCUGAUCCAUGUUUUCCAUCCAACAUUAAAGAUGGUCACAGCAGAGAAGCUUGUGGUCUGGAAAGUUUUGUUCAUCUUUGAUGGCCUGGAUGAAAGUAAACUUUCACUGGAUUUUAAGAACAAGAAUGUCGUGUCUGAUGUCACACAGAAGUCAUCAGUCAACGUGCUGUUGACAAACCUCUUCAAGGGGAAGCUGCUUCCCUCGGCUCUCAUCUGGAUAACUUCCCGACCUGCAGCAGCCAAUCAGAUCCCUCCUACAUGUGUUGACAGGGUAACAGAAGUAAGAGGCUUCACUGAUGUUCAGAAGGGGGAGUACUUCAGGAAGAGAUUCAGUGAUGAAGAGCUGUGCAGCAGAAUCAUGUCACACAUUAAGACAUCCAGGAGCCUCCACAUCAUGUGUCACAUCCCAGUCUUCUGCUCGAUUGCUGCUACAGUUCUGGAGCACAUGUUGACUACAGACCAGAGAGGGGAGCUGCCCAAGACCCUGACUGACCUGUACUCACACUUCCUGCUGGUUCAGACAAAGAGGAAGAAGCACAAGUAUGAUGAUGGACAUGAGAUGAGUCCACAGGAGCUGACAGAGGCUGACAAGGAAGUUCUUCUGAAGCUGGGGAGGCUGGCAUUUGAACAUCUGGAGAAAGGAAACAUCAUGUUCUACCAAGAAGACCUGGAGCAGAGUGGUCUUGAUGUCACAGAGGCCUCGGUGUUAUCAGGAGUUUGUACAGAGAUCUUUAGAAGAGAGAGCGUGAUCUUCCAGAAAACAGUCUACUGCUUUGUUCAUCUGAGCUUUCAGGAGUUUCUGGCUGCAGUCUACAUGUACCACUGUUACACCAACAGUAACACAGACUUACUGGAGGACUUCCUGGGAAAAAAACACAAUGACUCAUCUCUGGAUGUCUUCCUGAUGGCAGCCAUGGAGAAAUCUCUCAGAAGUGAAAAUGGCCAUCUGGACUUGUUUGUUCGCUUCCUUCAUGGCCUCUCUCUGGAGUCCAACCAGAGUCUCUUAGAAGGCCUUCUAGGUCAGACAGAGAACAGUCCAGAAAUCAUCCAGAGAGCCAUUAACAACCUGAAGAAGAAGACCCGAAUCUCUCCUGACAGAAGCAUCAACAUCUUCCACUGUCUGAUGGAGAUGAACGACCGCUCAGUACAUCAGGAAAUCCAAGAGUUUCUGAAGUCAAAAAACAGAUUAGAGAAGAAACUCUCUGUGAUCCACUGCUCAGCUCUGGCCUACAUGCUGCAGAUGUCAGAGGAGGUUCUGGAUGAGUUUAACCUGAGAGAGUACAACACAUCAGAGGAGGGACGACAGAGACUGAUCCCAGCUGUGAGGAACUGCAGAAAGGCUCAACUUUCUGGCUGUGGACUCUCAGCAACUCACUGUGAAGUUGUGGCCUCAGCUCUGAAGUCCAGCCCCUCCCAUCUGAGAGAGCUGGAUCUAAGUCUCAACAAGCUGCAGGAUUUAGGAGUAAAGCGUCUGUGUGCUGGACUGGAGAGUCCAAACUGUAGACUGGAGACUCUGAGAAUCAGGUUCUGCAGCUUGUCAAAGAUCAGCUGUGCUUCUCUAGCCUCAGCUCUGAAGUCCAACCCCUCCCAUCUGAUAGAGUUGGAUCUUAGAGACAACAACCUCCAGGAUUCAGACGUGAAGCUGCUGUCUGAUCUUCAGGAGAGUCCACACUGUAGACUGGAGACUCUGAGGUCAGUAGAGAGUUGGAGUCAGUCUGUACUGGUUUCAGCAGUCUUCUAUUAA